This is a messenger RNA of Funneliformis geosporum, 783 nucleotides long. The record is from the annotation of a GenBank genome assembly. Lineage: Eukaryota; Fungi; Glomeromycota; Glomeromycetes; Glomerales; Glomeraceae.
AUGAAAACUUCACAAAUAAGCCUACUAGGCAACAAUGCACCAAAAUUAAACGAUUUUAAAGAAGUAAGACUGCGAGGAGUUAGCCAAUAUGGAUCACGAGAACUAAGUACUGAUAAUAUCAUUGAAUUUAUCAGAAAAAACUUAGCUAAUUACCAACCUAAUACUCUAAAGUCUAUUUUCAGUUCACUAAUUUCUUAUGCUAAAUUCCAAAAAAUAGCGAUUGAACGAGAAUUAAUAAUUAGACUAAUUCCCAAGGUUCAAGGGAAAAUUUUUGAUACUAUUAAUAAAGAGGAAUUAGAACAAUUAAAAAACUCUAGCCCUAAAAAUAGAAAAAUUAACGAUCGUAAUAAUUUAGUGUUAGAUUUUUUAUUCUAUGCAGGAUUAAGAGUUAAUGAGUUGAUAAACAUUCGCCACUGCGAUUACCAAAAUAAUCAACUAAGGAUACUAGGUAAAGGUAAUAAAGUAAGAUAUGUUUUUCUUCCUGAUUUUUUAGCCCAACAUUUUCAGUUUAAUUCUCAAGAAUAUUUUUUUCAAACCAAAAAUAAAAAAAGGUUAAUUCAUAGUCAAAUCAGAAAAAUAAUUAACCGAGGAAUUAAAAAGGCGGGGGUUAAUAAACAUAUCACUCCCCAUAGUUUUCGUAGGAGUUUCGCUACUCUUCUGAACAAUAGGGAAGUGAAACUAACUACUAUUCAGAAAUUAUUAGGACAUAGUGAUAUUAACACCACUACUACUUAUAUUCAUAAUAACUAUCAAGAAUUAUAUCAAGAUUAUAGUAAGUUGUGA